This is a messenger RNA of Cercospora beticola, 1978 nucleotides long. RefSeq lists its product as uncharacterized. Lineage: Eukaryota; Fungi; Ascomycota; Dothideomycetes; Mycosphaerellales; Mycosphaerellaceae. The record is from RefSeq and is a predicted model, not a curated record.
AGGUGAACAAUUUGAGGACGCAAUUCACAUUUUGUGAACAUGUGGUUGUGGCCUCACGCGUUUAACAUAGUGAAUUUUUGGGUGAACCGGGAGACACGACCCGCUUCUCGAUGCUCUCCAACUAUAUAGAUUACAGUGUCCCCUGCUGGAUCCUGCUUCUUGUUCACUCCAUUCGCAUACUGGUAUCAGAAGACAACACUGCAUAUCACCGACGCUCACGGAGUACCCAAACCACACAAGACUAUACCAAUCACUACACACAAGACUAUUAUACCGGAUAUCACGCAAUACUCCUUCACAAUGGACUGCUUCCAAGAAUUGACGCUCGACAUCUGCCACUGCGGUGCCGCCUCAUGCGAACACCGCCUUCUGGCUCAGCUCAGAGAAGAGGAAAACCGGGCCCUCAAGCAGAUGGUGCGAGAGCUCACUGCUAAGAUUGACUCUCUCCGCUCGAAUGACGUUCGAGCCAAUCAGGAUCAAGAUGCUUCGGCAUCGACCGACUGCGCUGGUGCGGAGACAAAGCCACGGGACGGUGCAACUCUCUGGGGCGAGAUCGAUUUCCCAGCCAACGAAUCUGGAUCUGACUCGGGUUACUUCUCGGACGAUUUUCAGAGCGAAGAGGGUGGUGCCGACGCGAUCUCCGCUGAGGCUAGCUCUGACGAUGCCACCGAGGCUGAUGACGCCUCAGAUUGGACGGAGACAUGGGGGCAGAGCGAACAGCCCACUUCAACCACUGCUUGGGAUGACAUUGGUGAGGAGACUUUCGUUUGCACAGUGCCAGACGAUAAGAAGGCAUUCUGGGAGCCCUCGGCUCACUCUCGCGUGGCUGCAGAGGUCCUUUCUGACGUUCUCGACGAAGCCCUGCUAUCUUGCUCUCGGACCGUGUACAGGGCGUUCGACAAGCUUGACAGAGAAACGUGCUUUGAGAAGUGGGAUGGCCCGAAGCACGUCGGAUGGGGCCGCUCAGAGAUUCUGGAUGCUCUCUUCACGCGCACGAACUUCUAUCAAGUGUUCGGUGGGAACCAGGAAGCAGGUAAACUGGCUCUCGACGCAGCUGUCAGGAUGCGCAACGCUGCUUGCCAUCCUUGCAACCGUCGCAGAGAUGAUCCGGAAGCAUGCACGGUCGAGCAUGUUGAUCACCUGCUCGCGAUGGCACAGGAUCUCCCGCGUAUGCUUGGCAACAACGAAGAGGUGGUUGUCAUGCAGGGGCUCAGAGACAAGCUGCAGACGGAGGCACAGAAAACAUGGACCGAGCUUCUGGAGUUGGCCGCUCACCCCGUCGAGCCCACGAUGGACAACGUCUCCAAGGCACUGUGUCGCACUUCCUGGGAUUUCGGCUUCGCCCUGCUACCAAAGGAGAAAGACAUUCCGCUCCUGGUCGCUGCGCUGAGACAGGAAGCAGAAAGCCGCCGGAGGAACGACACUGCUGGUCCUCGCUGGUGAGCUUUGCGCACGCUUUGUGGAGCCGAGUCUCAGAUCGAUUGAUGCCAGCCACGCCACUGCUGCGACGGACAAGGUUGAUGCCAGAGACGAGUGUCGGAUGGAAUCAUCAUCACGACGAAUAGUCAAGGCAAAGAGGAGGGAGUUCCCGAGACGAGUGUCGCAUAACAUUGCGACGAAUAGUCGAGGGCAGGGCAGGUGGAUUGAGCCAAAGACGAGUGUCGGGUGAGAACAUCACGGCGAAUAGUCAAGGCGAGGAGAAUGGAUAUCCCGAGACGAGUUUCGCAUAACAUUGCGAUGAAUAGUCGAGGGGAGGGCGAGCCUGAGUGGCGGGAUCGAAGUCAGGUUGACAGAGACAUUGACAUUCGGGACUGGAGACUCAGACAAGAUUGUACUGUCAGAGCAGCUCUGUGCGGCCUAGACAGAGAUUUUGGACGCGAAGGAUAAUGGAGGCAGGCAUAUGAUAGCUACUUCCACAAUGAACUGACGUAGAAUUACCCAAUACACGACAUCUCUCCGCAGAGUUUCCAAUUCUCUU